Arabidopsis thaliana (thale cress) is the source of this 1977-nucleotide messenger RNA. RefSeq names its product cysteine-rich RECEPTOR-like kinase (gene CRK14). Gene Ontology annotation, cellular component: membrane. The transcript is spliced from 7 exons. The record is from RefSeq and is marked reviewed. Gene Ontology annotation, molecular function: ATP binding; protein kinase activity; protein serine kinase activity. Bases 1 to 1977 code for a protein of 658 amino acids. Gene Ontology annotation, biological process: defense response to bacterium; response to salicylic acid. NCBI's taxonomy places the organism in Eukaryota, Viridiplantae, Streptophyta, Magnoliopsida, Brassicales, Brassicaceae.
AUGGAAUUGAAGAAUCUCUUUCCAAUCUUCUGGUUUGUCCUCGUAGGCUUUGCUGUGGUGUCUGCACAAGAAUGCGGCAAAACAGGGUUUUUUGUACCACAAAGUAGGUAUGAAACAAACCGGGGCCUUCUCCUCUCUUCUCUUCCUUCCAAUGUUUCAGCUCGAGGAGGAUUCUACAAUUCUUCGAUUGGCCAAGGCCCUGAUCGAGUGUAUGCUCUGGGGAUGUGCAUUGAAGGUGCUGAACCAGAUGUUUGCUCCGACUGUAUUGAAUAUGCUUCUAAUCUGUUAUUAGACACGUGUCUCAACCAGACAGAAGGCCUGGCCUGGCCGGAGAAACGGAUUUUGUGUAUGGUACGAUACUCCAAUAGUUCUUUUUUUGGAUCACUCAAGGCAGAACCGCAUUUCUAUAUCCACAACGUGGAUGAUAUUACAUCCAAUUUAACAGAGUUUGAUCAAGUGUGGGAAGAGUUAGCACGUCGUAUGAUAGCUAGUACUACUUCUCCAUCAUCUAAACGCAAGUACUACGCAGCAGACGUAGCAGCCUUGACAGCUUUCCAGAUAAUAUAUGCACUAAUGCAAUGCACUCCGGACUUAUCUUUGGAGGAUUGCCAUAUCUGUUUAAGACAAAGUGUUGGUGACUAUGAAACAUGCUGCAAUGGAAAGCAAGGUGGCAUUGUGUACCGAGCCAGCUGUGUUUUCCGGUGGGAGCUUUUUCCCUUCUCUGAGGCUUUUAGUCGUAUUUCGUUGGCACCUCCGCCUCAAUCCCCAGCAUUUCCCACGCUUCCGGCAGUAACCAAUACAGCGACCAAGAAAGGUAGCAUAACAAUCUCGAUAGGAAUUGUCUGGGCAAUCAUUAUUCCUACUGUCAUUGUUGUCUUCUUGGUACUGCUUGCGCUAGGAUUUGUUGUUUAUAGGAGGAGGAAAUCAUACCAAGGAUCCAGCACUGAUAUCACCAUUACACACUCACUGCAAUUCGAUUUCAAAGCGAUUGAAGAUGCAACAAAUAAAUUCUCGGAGAGCAACAUAAUUGGUCGCGGUGGAUUUGGAGAAGUUUUCAUGGGUGUCCUUAACGGUACUGAAGUUGCAAUUAAGAGGCUGUCAAAAGCAUCGAGACAAGGUGCACGAGAAUUCAAAAAUGAGGUUGUUGUUGUUGCAAAACUCCAUCAUAGGAAUCUUGUUAAGCUUCUCGGGUUUUGUCUAGAAGGAGAAGAGAAAAUACUUGUUUACGAGUUUGUCCCCAACAAGAGCCUCGACUACUUCCUCUUUGACCCUACAAAGCAAGGGCAGUUAGACUGGACUAAACGAUACAACAUUAUCCGGGGAAUCACUCGAGGAAUUCUGUAUCUUCAUCAAGACUCACGGCUCACGAUCAUACAUCGUGACCUCAAAGCCAGCAACAUUCUCCUAGAUGCAGAUAUGAACCCAAAAAUUGCUGAUUUUGGAAUGGCGAGAAUUUUUGGGAUCGAUCAAAGUGGAGCUAAUACAAAAAAAAUAGCUGGGACACGCGGUUACAUGCCUCCAGAAUAUGUGAGGCAAGGUCAGUUCUCAACAAGAUCAGAUGUUUAUAGUUUCGGAGUCUUAGUUCUUGAGAUUAUAUGUGGUCGAAAUAACAGAUUCAUCCACCAGUCAGACACUACAGUUGAGAAUUUGGUCACAUACGCUUGGAGGUUGUGGAGAAACGAUUCACCAUUAGAACUCGUGGAUCCAACCAUUUCGGAGAAUUGUGAAACCGAAGAAGUGACAAGAUGCAUCCACAUUGCGUUGCUGUGUGUUCAACACAAUCCCACAGAUCGCCCCAGCUUGUCGACAAUCAACAUGAUGCUCAUAAACAAUUCGUAUGUUUUACCUGAUCCUCAACAACCUGGAUUCUUCUUUCCAAUAAUAAGCAACCAAGAACGAGAUGGCCUCGACUCUAUGAACAGGUCCAAUCCACAAACUAUCAAUGAUGUAACCAUUACAGAUUUUGAACCUCGUUGA